Messenger RNA from Ceratina calcarata, 897 nucleotides. Its product is annotated as carbonic anhydrase 7. Lineage: Eukaryota; Metazoa; Arthropoda; Insecta; Hymenoptera; Apidae. The transcript has 4 exons. Gene Ontology annotation, cellular component: cytoplasm. Bases 1 to 747 code for a protein of 248 amino acids. Gene Ontology annotation, molecular function: zinc ion binding; carbonate dehydratase activity. The record is from RefSeq and is a predicted model, not a curated record.
AUGCUGUGCGCAGGCGAUGCACGAAAAUGGGGUCAAUCCCCGAUCGACAUCGACGAACAGAAUGCGGUUCCUAUUAAGUUCCCUGCGCUUAUCAUGAGUGGCCACUGGAGUAACGAUGGCAAGGCGAAAAUGCAAAACACCGGUAAAACAGUUGAAAUAACGCUACAAGGAAAGAAAGCCCCGGCGACGAUUCACGGUGGCCCGUUGGCGACUGACGUGUACGAGCUGUCGGAAGUCGUGUUUCGAUGGAGCUCGUCGAGUUGCAAAGGUGCGGAACAUACCUUGAACGGCACUUGGUUCACAAUGGAGGCACAAGCGAUACAUUUUAACAAACGAUACGAGACUAUCGAGAAUUGUUUCAAUAAAAAUGACGGACUCGCCAUAUGCUCGUACUUUCUGCAGGCUUAUCAGGUGCCAGCUUGGGACGAACACCCGUCCUUUUCCAAGAUCACAGAUGAUUUACAUAAAAUCACUCAGUGCGACUCGUGGACGAGAUUACCUCCAAACUGUUUAUGCUGGAUGAAACAAGCUUGUCAAACGCCUGGUUACUACACUUAUUUAGGAUCGACCACGACUUGUCCAUUUCACGAAUGCGUCACUUGGAUCGUUUUCCCAGAACCAGUUCGGAUCUCGGAAAAUCAGGCGCAAAUGUUUCGGAUGUUAUGCAGCAAACAAGGCACGUGCAUAAAAGACAAUUAUCGAGAAGUACAGAAGUUAAACGGACGCGUGGUUUAUUACGUCAAUUAAUCUGUGUUCAUCUAGAUUUUCGAAAAUCGAAAUUCACGUACUCGACAUUAUUGUACCCUGUCAUUAAUCGAUUGUACGCGUGUGUGUAAUAAAAAUCUAAUAAUGUAUGUAUGUAUGUACUUGUGACAUCCAAAUAUAUCAAUGAAUCAA